Messenger RNA from Vigna unguiculata (cowpea), 642 nucleotides. The record is from RefSeq and is a predicted model, not a curated record. Lineage: Eukaryota; Viridiplantae; Streptophyta; Magnoliopsida; Fabales; Fabaceae.
AUGGGUUUUGCGGAAGAGACGGGUAGUGAUAGUAGUCAGGCCUCCUCAUCCUCUAGUGUAUCAUCAUUGAAGGCCCCAUGUAUGAUUCAAGAGUCGGGAUGUUACAGGCCUAACGACCCGGACCAGCCUGACUAUUCAGACUGGUUCGACGAUUUAGACGGGCAAAACGAACUAGACAAGCAUGACGACCAGGAUGGCACCGACCACUCGGACGGGCCCGACAAAUCACACGGGCCUAACGACCCGAACAAGUGUGACGACCCGGAUGGGCCCAACAACACGAACGGGCUCGACAAACCAGACAGAUGGGUUUGUCUGGUCGGGUCUAAUGACACAAACAAGGAAAACGACUUGGACGGGCCUGACAACCCGGACGGACACGAUGAACCAGACGGGCCCAAUGACCAAGAUGAGUCCAACGACCAGAACGGGCCCAACGAGUUGGACGAGCAAGAUGAUCCGGAGGGGCCCAACGAACUUGACGGGCCAAAUGACUUAAAAGGGCUCGUCCAAACCAUUGGGCUCAUCCGAACCAUUGGCUCGUCCGGGUCGUCUGGCUCGUCUAUAUCGUCAGGCCCGUUUGGAUCGUUGAGCUACUUCAGGUCGUCAGACUCGCCUGGAUCGUCGGGCCCGUCCGGGUAG